AUGGCUAGUGAGGAGAGUUUCCUAGUUCUGGUACAUUACAGAGGGUCGAUUAAGAGAAAAACUCGGUCCGGCGUGAAGUUCACUGAUAAGGAUCCCCUAUGUAUUAUCGUGACGCCAACAACCACCUACGAUGCUCUUGUUAGCUCUGUGCUGGAGAAGCUUGGUCUUGAAGGAGUUAAAAGGGUCAAGAAGUUUUUCUACCGCAUUCCAACAGCGGUGCUCCAUGACACCGUGAAGUUUGAUUGUUUCACAAUCGGUAGUGACGAGGACUUGCAGGUUAUGUUUCUUUCUCGUAGGCAGUUUCCCGAGGUAAGGACACCAGAGCUGUUGGCAAAGUUGGUUGAUGUGGUAUCUAGCUCGGGUGGUUCGAACCGGAAUGCCAAUACUAUAGCCGCGGUUGCCGGCUCGAGCUCGAGACCUGCUGUUGCUUCAUCCUCUGCUCCUGUGUAUGAGCCACCGAUGCAGCCUGUUGCGUCCCCUUCGUUUGCUGUUGAUUUGAGCGGCAAUGUUGGAGACGAGGUUCGGUAUGGGGAACAUAUUCCCACCGAGGUACAUUGUCCCACACCGGCUGGUGUUGGUGAUGGUUUGUUUGAUGAUCCAGAUGACUAUGACGUUGAGCCGGAUAUGAUCGCUGAUGAAAGCGGCGAUGAUGUUGGAACUAUUGUUCCGAGAAGGGCUACAGGUGGAUCUAGUUCUGGCACACAGCAGUAUCCACCCCAUUUUUCCUCGUUGGACCUGGAUGCCAUGCGGCAUGACGAAAACGCUCUGCAGCCCUCAGGAUUUGGCGCUAGAGAUAUCGAGGGGUUUGCUGGUAUGAACGAGUUCCAGGUUGGCCAACAAUUUCGGGAUAAAGAUGAGGCGCUGUUGAGUGUGAAGACAUACAGUAUCCGCCGAGGGGUCCAGUACAAGGUCGUUGAGUCUGACUACCGCAGGUAUGUGGGAAAGUGUUCUGAGUUUGGGAAUGGGUGCACAUGGCUAAUUCGGUUGAGUCUCCGACAGCGGAAGGGUAUCUGGGAAGUGAAGCGAUACAACGGACCGCAUACAUGUCUUGCCAGCUCCAUCUCCAGCGACCAUAGGAGUCUGGAAUACCAUGUCAUAUCCACCUUCAUUAUGCCGAUGGUUAGGGCUGAUGCAGCUGUGAACAUCAAGGUGCUUCAAAAUGCCACGGCCGCACACUUUGGGUUCAGGCCUACGUACAGGAGGGUAUGGAUGGCGAAGCAGAAGGCCGUUGCCGUCAUAUAUGGAGACUGGGACGAGUCGUACAAUGAGCUCCCUAGGUGGGUUUUAGGAGUUCAGCUGACGAUGCCUGGCACUGUAGCCGUCCUCAGGACUUGCCCUGUUCGAGCAUUCCGUCAUUGCAAGCCUUUGGUGAGUAUUGAUGGCACCCAUCUAUAUGGGAAGUAUGGGGGAACACUGCUAGUCGCCAUUGCACAGGACGAAAACUCGAACAUCCUCCCCGUGGCAUUUGCACUAGUUGAGGGUGAGAAUGCUGAGUCAUGGUCUUUCUUUCUUUCCCACCUCCGUGAGCACGUGACACCUCAGUUAAUCUAUUAG
Messenger RNA from Arachis stenosperma, 1554 nucleotides. RefSeq lists its product as uncharacterized. The transcript is spliced from 2 exons. NCBI's taxonomy places the organism in Eukaryota, Viridiplantae, Streptophyta, Magnoliopsida, Fabales, Fabaceae. The coding region runs from base 1 to 1554 and encodes 517 amino acids. The record is from RefSeq and is a predicted model, not a curated record.